UCAAUGGGAGGGGCACAGAAAUCCUCGGGGUGUAUAAGAAGUGCUGUAUGCACUAGCAGGGAUUUUACACAGCAACUCAGGACGAACGAAAUGAGCUGCCCCAGAGCCGCUACAAAAUGCUGGAUGGACAUCUACUCCUGGGAUGGUUAUCAUUCACUUUUAUAGUGCAUCUCAUCGGCUUGCCUGGACCGAGCACAGCCUACUUCGGGCUGACAGGUAAGGAACCCCUGUCCAUUCUGCCCCUAAGCACACAGCCAGACGAAAGGGCGGCCAAGGCGCACUACAAGCUCUGUGACCGACUCAAGCUUGAGAAGAAGCAGCGUAGAAUGUGCAGACGGGACCCCGGUGUGGCCGAGACUCUUAUAGAGGCCAUCAGCAUGAGCGCGUUAGAGUGCCAGUACCAGUUUCGCUUCGAGAGGUGGAACUGUACUUUAGAGGGCCGUUACAGAGGUGACAUUUUAAAGAGAGGGUUCAAGGAGACAGCGUUCCUCUACGCCAUCUCUUCAGCAGGCCUUACCCACGCCAUGGCGAAAGCCUGCAGCGCCGGCCGCAUGGAGCGCUGCACCUGUGACGAAGCUCCAGAUCUGGAGAACCGCAAAGCCUGGCAGUGGGGCGGCUGUGGAGACAACCUUAAGUACAGCAACAAAUUUGUCAAAGACUUCCUGGGUAAGAGGUCCAACAAGGACCUCCGUGCCCGGAUAGACAUGCACAACAGCAAUGUAGGAAUGAAGGUGAUCAAGGCGGGGGUAGAGACCACCUGCAAAUGUCACGGAGUCUCGGGCUCAUGCACCGUGCAGACCUGCUGGAGGCAGCUGGCGCCCUUCCACGAGAUCGGCAAGCAGCUCAAGCAACGCUACGAGACUUCCAUCAAAGUGGUCAGCUCCACCAACGAAGCGACCGGGGAGGGGGAAAUCUCCCAGAGCCGACCCCAGGGGCCACACCCCUCUCCGGACCCCAUUCCCCGCACCACUGAUCUCCUUCACAUCGAGGACUCGCCGAGCUUUUGCAGGCCCAGCAAGUAUUCGGCUGGAACGGCGGCACGCAAGUGCUACAAGGAUAAGAACUGCGAGGCCAUCUGCUGCGGCAGGGGCCACAACACUCAGAGCAGAGUGGUGACGAGACCGUGCCAGUGCCAAGUACGCUGGUGCUGCUACGUCGAAUGCAAACAGUGCACUCAAAGAGAAGAGGUUUACACCUGUAAAGGGUAAAAACCAUGACAACCAUGCAGAAUAACUCUGACCAGUCUAGAGAGAUGAAUGAGAGUCGGUGAAGUGGAAACGGGAGGAGAAGUGACAUGCUGGAUUCGGUUGUCCUUGGAGAAAGGUCUCGAAUGCAUCAAGCUAGUUUAGGAUGAAAGCACUUUUCGAGAGGUGUUGCAGGGCGUUUCUUCAAUGUUUUCCAAGUGGAACAGUGUGAAGGCUGUAUAAUAUACUGUACUGUAUGUAGCCUAAGGGAAGUCCACAGCUAUGAGAGACACUUUGGAACUAGACAAAACACUUUACUGUGUAACUCUAAGCCUGCCAAGAUAUCAAUCAGCGAUUCAAUUCAGUCCUGGGCAGACAAUUGUUUGUCCAACAGUCUCUGAAUAAUAGCUUGAAAACGUUUCAAGCUGUAUGUGUGAGAAUAUGCGUUAGUAUAGGAGUUAUUUCCAAAUGGAGACUCAAUUUGCAUUGACGAAAUGAUGGUGUCAGAUUUAUUCUACAUGCACAUAUAUCCAACACCCACACGACGUGUGUGUAUACAUAUGUACAUAGAUAAAAUUACAUUAUAUUUCUAUUAUAUAUACACACCACUUAUCUGAGUAUGUUAAAUAACCACUAACCACACAAAUGUUUUAUUGUUUGUGUGCUCGCGUUGACUUUGCGUUGUAAUUCUCUUCGACAAGGCCCUUCGGAAAGCAAUACUUUUGAUUUGUGUCUUUCUGUGGAUGUAAUUUAUGAACAUUUUGAGGACUAUUCCUUUGCAAAGGAGCAAAAAUUAUUUGCUUUUCUUCUCGUUUUCUUUUCUUUUUCUUUGCCAGUCCUUAUAAGAUUUAUUUCCGCCUUAAAUGAACUCUACAGAUGGCUGUUCAGGGAAUAAGUGAAACCACUAUGCGCAAUCGGAUGGUAAAGAAAUCUAUGAGAUAUCACAAGCAGGAGUUUUUCUCUCCUCGAUUUGGGCUUACACCUGACAACAAAUCUGUCCAUCCUCAUUACAAGCUGCUGAUUCAUUGCUUUAAUUGUUGCAGCAGUGCUAUUCAUGCGAUGCUGGUUCAGUAUUUUACAGUAUGGUUCAUAGCCACUGUACACUCACCUAAAGGAUUAUUAGGAACACCUGUUCAAUAUCUCAUUAAUGCAAUGGUGUAAUGGUGUGGGGGAUGUUUUCUUGGCACACUUUAGGCCCCUUAGUGCCAAUUGGGCACUGUUUAAAUGCCACGGCCUACCUGAGCAUUGUUUCUGACCAUGUCCAUCCCUUUAUGACCACCAUGUACCCAUCCUCUGAUGGCUACUUCCAGCAGGAUAAUGCACCAUGUCACAAAGCUUGAAUCAUUUCAAAUUGGUUUCUUGAACAUGACAACAUGAGUUCACUGUACUAAAAUGAUAGAGCAUCUUUGGGAUGUGGUGGAAUGGGAGCUUUGUGCCCUGAAUGUGCAUCCCACAAAUCUCCAUCAACUGCAAAAUGCUAUCCCAUCAAUAUGGGCCACCAUUUCUAAAAAAUGCUUUCAGCACCUUGUUGAAUCAAUGCCAUGUAGAAUUAAGGCAGUUCUGAAGGCGAAAGGGGGUCAAACACAGUAUUAGUAUGGUGUUCCUAAUAAUCCUUUAGGUGAGUGUAUGUGCAACGAAGAGAUGAGAAUAAUCACAGUAGCAUAUGUGAGCCACAUGUGAGUCUGCAUUGGACAGAGCUGAUAUACCUUUGAUCUUUUGGGGAAGAAAAUGAAUCUCCAGCUGAUAUUGAUGCUGGUGGAUUUGAUGUUGGGAAUUGGCAGUGUGGUUCUCUACUCUCACAUUGUUAAUCAGAAAAAAAAGGUUUUUGAUGAUGAACCCAACUGACGUAGACAUACAUCUAGGCCUGUCAGUUAGUGGUUCUGUUUCAAAUCCUGUUCACGAUUAUGGAGAGAUGAUACAGUUAUAGUCUUCGGUCAAGAUCGGCUUAUACAUUUAUGUCCAUACUGAUUUUCCAUAUAUCCAUUUUGUAAAAUAGCAACACUGAAAUUCGCCAACUCUGAAAAUGAUUUAAAAUGACAGCUAGCUGCUGUUUGACCAAACGACAGGAUCUACAUUUCGGAUCGGACUUUUAGUCACUUAAAGCAGACUCUGCCAACUUAGUGGUGAAAUUUUGACAAAUAUAUGACUUUUGUAUUCAGAUCGCCUGACUCUUUUGAUAGUUACAUAGUGUAAAUACAAAUAUAAAUAUAUAUGAACAUAUGACAAAAGUAUAAGGAUGAAUUAUAUAUGCUUUUAGUCGAGUGUGAAUGAACUACUGAGUGAGGGACCUACAAAGAGCAAAACGGCACCAUUCACGCACUGAAGCUUGGACGCUCUCCUAUUAAGUAUUUAAGGACUGUAUUUAUGAAUAUAUAUAUAUAUAAAUAUCAUUUUCAUUUGUAAAUAGCUAAGGUUAUAUUCCUGUGGCAAACAGACAGAGCAUGCAUACGGGCGAUUCGGACAGACAUUUCCAGAAUGUUUCAAUGUAAGCCUAACUAUCCGUGUAGAGGUACGCUGUUAAGUAAGUUUAGUCAAAAUCGAUCAGCUUUGACAUGAGUUUGUAAAUACAGGAUCAGAUGUAACAAAAUUAUCCCCAGUAGGUACAAGUACAUUGCCAAAACAUCUGUGAAAGCGUGCAUCCUCUUCAAGGAUCGUAUGAAAUUUUAAGUGUACGCAAUCUGAUAAACAUUAUAGAUAGAGCAAAUUCACAUGCAUGUGCAAACGUUGCAAAAACAUCUGGUGAACAACGUUGUAUGAUCCAACAGAGAACACAUGGCGUACACUGCAAAAAAUUAUUUUCAAG
Messenger RNA from Misgurnus anguillicaudatus (oriental weatherfish), 3987 nucleotides. It is a transcript of the gene wnt9a, whose product is annotated as wingless-type MMTV integration site family, member 9A. Gene Ontology annotation, molecular function: cytokine activity; frizzled binding. The record is from RefSeq and is a predicted model, not a curated record. Gene Ontology annotation, cellular component: extracellular region. Gene Ontology annotation, biological process: multicellular organism development; cell fate commitment; canonical Wnt signaling pathway. Lineage: Eukaryota; Metazoa; Chordata; Actinopteri; Cypriniformes; Cobitidae.